AACCAGUCAUCAGGGGGAACACAACUGCGCAUGCGCUACACUAAGCUACUUCCUUUUCCUUUACCAUAUUCUCUCAUUCCGAAUAUCUUUAUCGGUGUCUUCGAUUAACAUCAUCACCAUGCCAACAGAAGCAGUGGAGAAACCUGUCCAAAACACCAAGAAAGAAGAAGUUGAGGAUGAUGAUGAUGCUGAUUCAGACUCCAAGUCUGAUGACUCUUUACCAGAAUUGCAAGAGGAUGGUGCCGGCACAUCACAGCAGAGCCAGGUUGCCCAAGUAGCUGGUCUUCAGGAGGAAUUAGUUAGUAAAGCUAAACAAAGCCGAAGUGAGAAAAAAGCUCGGAAGGCAAUGUCGAAACUUGGUCUUAAACAAGUACAAGGUGUUACCAGGGUUACGAUACGCAAAUCCAAAAAUAUUCUGUUUGUUAUCAACCGACCAGAUGUGUAUAAAAGCCCAGCAUCAGAUACCUACAUUGUGUUUGGAGAGGCUAAGAUUGAAGAUCUGAGCCAACAGGCUCAAAUGGCUGCUGCAGAGAAAUUUAAAGCACCAGAGAACCCAGCCACAUGUCCCGAUGGGGCACAGAAUCCUCUUUCUCAACCAAUUCUUGAAGAAUCAGAAGAAGAAGAGAUUGAUGAAACUGGUGUUGAGCCUAAAGAUAUUGAGCUUGUUAUGUCACAGGCCAGUGUGUCGAGGGUGAAAGCUGUGAAAGCACUUAAAAAUAACAAUAAUGACAUUGUCAAUGCUAUUAUGGAGUUGACAAUGUAGUGAAACCUGUAUAACAUUUGCAUAAAUGUUACCUUAAAUAUGUUGGCAGUUUUUUUUUUAACUUUGCUUUCUACUAUGUCUCCUAUUCUUUCGCCUUUCUCUCUGUACAGUUCUUAAACAAUAAAUUUGACCAUAUUUAUAUAGUUUUUGACUAUAAAUAUAUCAGAUCUGUGA
Molecule: messenger RNA, 937 nt
Organism: Octopus bimaculoides (California two-spot octopus)
Lineage: Eukaryota; Metazoa; Mollusca; Cephalopoda; Octopoda; Octopodidae
Product: nascent polypeptide-associated complex subunit alpha
Cellular component (GO): nascent polypeptide-associated complex
Source: RefSeq, a predicted model, not a curated record